Messenger RNA from Indicator indicator, 1239 nucleotides. RefSeq names its product serpin B10-like. Gene Ontology annotation, biological process: negative regulation of endopeptidase activity. The transcript has 7 exons. The coding region runs from base 1 to 1239 and encodes 412 amino acids. The record is from RefSeq and is a predicted model, not a curated record. Lineage: Eukaryota; Metazoa; Chordata; Aves; Piciformes; Indicatoridae. Gene Ontology annotation, molecular function: serine-type endopeptidase inhibitor activity.
AUGGAAGCUUUGAUUAAAGCAAACACAAGUUUUGCUCUCGACUUUUUCAAAUAUACGUGUCAGGAAGAUGGUGACAAGAACAUUUUGUUCUCUCCUUUGAGUAUUUCAUCUGCCUUGGCUGCUGUUUAUUUGGGAGCCCAAGGCAGCACUGCAGAUCAGAUAGCAAAGGUAUUUCAUUUCAACAAAGUUGAAGGAGACAGAAAUGUCACUACAACCUUAAAAAUGCAAGUUUAUACCAGAACAGAAGAACAUCUAUCAAAUAGAUGUGCAUGUUUCCAGAAGACAGAAAUUGGCAGAUGGGGUAAUAUCCAUGCUUUGUUUUAUGCACUUAAUUUUGAAAUCAACCAACAAAAUAAAAAUCACAUGCUUAAAAGUGUCAACCAGUUAUAUGGAGAAAAAUCAUUACAUUUCAACAAGGAAUACUUACAGUUAGCCAAGAAAUACUACAAUGUGGAGCCACAAUCAGUUAACUUUGUAGAAGCAGCAGAUGAAAUCAGGAGAGAGAUCAAUUCCAAGAUCGAACACCAGACUGAAGGUAAAAUCCAAAAUCUGCUGCCUCCUGGGUUCAUUGAUUCACUCACCAGGCUAGUUCUGAUAAAUGUACUCUACUUCAAAGGAAGCUGGGCAAAAAAGUUCAAAGCUGAAGCUACCAGAGAAAGACCUUUCAGAAUAAACAUGCAUACAACUAAACCCGUGCCCAUGAUGUACCUGAGUGAUAAAUUUAACUGGGCCUAUGCAGAAUCUGUCCAGGCUGAUGUUCUUGAGCUUCCAUACGUCAACAAUGACCUCAGCAUGUUUAUCCUGCUACCAAGUGACAUCACUGGCCUACAAAAGCUGGAAAGAGAAUUAACUUUUGAAAACUUGUCUGCAUGGACCAGCCCAGAACUAAUGGAUAAAACAAAAAUGGAAGUUUAUCUGCCCAGGUUCACAUUCAAAGAGAAAUACAGUCUCAAAUCUGCUUUGAGCAGGAUGGGGAUACAAGAUGCCUUCAUUGAAGGUAAAGCUGAUUUCACAGGAAUGUCAGAGAAUGGUGAUCUGUCUUUGUCACAAGUUUUUCACGAAUGUUAUUUGGAAGUCAAUGAAGAAGGCACAGAGGCAGCAGCUGCCAGUUCAGCAGCACUGGCAUCACGAAGUCUUGGUGCAGCUGUUAUUUUUGUGGCAGAUCAUCCUUUCAUCUUCUUUAUCAGGCACAACAAGACCAAGAGUAUCCUUUUCUUGGGAAGGUUCUCUUCCCCCUAG